Cucumis melo (muskmelon) is the source of this 1618-nucleotide messenger RNA. RefSeq names its product AP2/ERF and B3 domain-containing transcription factor At1g50680-like. The record is from RefSeq and is a predicted model, not a curated record. Gene Ontology annotation, biological process: regulation of DNA-templated transcription. Gene Ontology annotation, molecular function: DNA-binding transcription factor activity; DNA binding. The transcript has a single exon. The coding region runs from base 542 to 1618 and encodes 358 amino acids. Lineage: Eukaryota; Viridiplantae; Streptophyta; Magnoliopsida; Cucurbitales; Cucurbitaceae.
AUUUAACAAGAAAUAAUCAGAGAGAGAGAGAGAAAGAGUUCAGUUAGCAAACAAGAAAAAUACACACAGUUGGAUCAUUUGUUGUAGUUAUAAAGUCAGUGUAAACAGCACACACAACUAACAACUCGAUUUUAGUUUUUGAGUAAUAGAUUUACAUACUAAAUAAAGACAAAUUUUGGGUAGAAAUCUCAAAAGAUUUUAAUUCCUAAUGUGUUAAUCUAUCUCAAAUUGAUUUGGAGUGUUGUCUCAAAUGGUUUUUGGUUAUGGAAAUUAACCAAAUUUAGUUUAGUUUCUUGAAACUGUCCACCUCCCUAAGUCCCAAAACACCCACCAAUUUUGAACCUUCUUUCAACAGAAAAAUUGAAAGAAAAAAAAUUCUCACCAUUGCCAACUUGUUUUUCCUCAACUGUAACUCAACUUCAAUCAUGGCUUCUUCUUCUUCUUCUUCUUCUUCUUCUUCUUCUUCUUCUUCUUCUUCCUCUUCUUCCUCUACUUUAAUCCCACUUCUCUUCCAACCCAUUUCCCCUUCACAUCCACCACCAUGGAAGACGAAGCUUCCUCCAGUUUACUUUCACAUAUCAAGAAUCCUAUCCUAACAGAGGAAGUUUCAGAUUCUAAUUUCACAUAUUAUGCCAUACCUGAAGCCAAGCGCCCGAGAUUGGACAAUGAUCUUAAUGAUGUUAUAGCCGUCGGAAAAUUCAAAGGCGUUGUACCGCAACAGAAUGGGCGUUGGGGAGCACAAAUCUACGCGAAUCAUCAGAGGAUUUGGCUUGGUACCUUCAAAACAGAGAAAGACGCUGCUAUGGCUUAUGAUAGCGCCGCUAUCAAGCUUCGAACUAGAGAUUCUCACCGGAAUUUCCCUUGGACUCGUCGAACAAUCGAGGAACCUAAUUUUCAAGUCAAAUUCUCUACAGAUGCCGUUUUGAGUAUGAUCAAAGACGGAUCGUAUUACUCCAAAUUUUCCGCUUAUUUACGAACACGAUCACAAAUUCACGACACGAAUUUACAGAAUCCUAAAAAACUCGACAAUGGCGAUGGCGAUAGCCUUUUCUCUUGUAGUCAUCUAUUCCAGAAGGAAUUAACACCGAGCGAUGUUGGGAAGUUGAAUCGACUCGUAAUCCCUAAAAAAUACGCUGUGAAACAUUUCCCGUACAUCAGCGAAAGCGCAGAGGUGAACGGCGACGAUAUCGAAAUCGUGUUCUACGAUACGUCGAUGAAGACAUGGAAGUUCCGAUACUGUUAUUGGAGGAGUAGCCAGAGUUUCGUGUUUACUAGAGGGUGGAAUCGCUUCGUGAAGGAGAAGAAACUAAAGGCCAACGACAUUAUCACGUUUUACACAUACGAGAGCUGUGGAAGAGAUGAGAAUGGCGGAUCAUUGAACUUCAUUGACGUAAUCUACAAGAAAUCGGAGGAUGAUCAGAGCGAAAGUAGUUGCUUAGCGGCGGAGAAAGAGAGUGUCAAGAAUGAGAAAAUAUUGGAGAGGGAAGAAUUAAGGCAAAAUCAGGAGAAGGAUUAUGAGAAGAUGAAGAAGAAGGAAAUUUUGAGCUUUGAAUUGAAUCGUAAUGAUAAGAAAGUUGGGGAAAAGCGAGUCAGACUAUUUGGAGUGCAUAUUAAUUGA